AUGUUGGAGAUGGGCGCCACUCACGACCACGUCGCUCAGACCCUCGGCUGUCACCGCGUAACAGUGUCCAGACUCGUCCAACGAUAUCGACAGACUGGCCAGACUACUGAUAGACCCAGAACUGGCCGACCCAGGGUUACAACACCACGCGAGGACCGGUACCUGCGCACAUUGCACUUGCGCAACCGUUUCCUGACGGUGACGUCAUCGGCGGCGUUGGCGUUAGGUCGUCGUGUCAUUCGACACACAGUGACCAGGCGGCUUAGAGCUUUUUGGCAUCAGGGCUUACAGACCGUUCCGGGGACAGCAGCUGACCCAGGCACAUCGACAGAGACGACUGGAGUGGGUACGGCGAAAGUACGACGAUGGCAGCGACGUCAAUGGCAGCGAGUGCUCUUUAGACGACGAGCAGAUUUCUCUUGUACCCGAAACGAUGGCAGGGCACGGGUUUAUCGUCGUACUGGAGAACGACAGGCCGCCUGUUGCGUUCAGGAGGUCGUUCCCUAUGGAAUGGGAAGUGUGAUGGUGUGGGGAGGCAUUUGUGGAGAACAAAAGACGCCACUGGUCAUCGUCAAUGGCAACCUGACGGCCAGACGGUAUAUCGAUGACAUUCUUCGCCCCACAGUACUGCCAUUUCUGCGCAAUCGCCAACAGGGCAUCCUGCUUCCAGCAUGA
Molecule: messenger RNA, 675 nt
Organism: Haliotis rubra (blacklip abalone)
Lineage: Eukaryota; Metazoa; Mollusca; Gastropoda; Lepetellida; Haliotidae
Exons: 1
Coding region: 1-675 (224 amino acids)
Molecular function (GO): nucleic acid binding
Source: RefSeq, a predicted model, not a curated record